Molecule: messenger RNA, 799 nt
Organism: Hevea brasiliensis (rubber tree)
Lineage: Eukaryota; Viridiplantae; Streptophyta; Magnoliopsida; Malpighiales; Euphorbiaceae
Product: squalene epoxidase 1-like
Exons: 2
Coding region: 305-709 (134 amino acids)
Biological process (GO): sterol biosynthetic process
Cellular component (GO): membrane; endoplasmic reticulum
Molecular function (GO): squalene monooxygenase activity; flavin adenine dinucleotide binding
Source: RefSeq, a predicted model, not a curated record
AAGACCACUUAUCUGGGUCCUCUUUUGCGAAUGCAAAUCCUCGGUAGUGUGAGAUUGGAACAAGGAAUAGUAACCUCACUCAUUGAAGAAAAAGGGACUAUCAAAGGGGUGCAGUACAAAACUAAGACAGGCCAAGAGCUCUAAGCACAUGCUUCCCUUGCAAUAGUUCGUGAUGAUUGCUUCUCAAAUUUGCCUCGAACACUCUGCAAAUCCAAAGUAGUGUACAUCUUUCCACAGAAACGAUUCAUUUAAUUCAAUUCUCAAAGUGUUUAGCCUCCAAUGUAGAUGAAUUAAACUUGGAUCAAUGUUACUUUUGCAUGUUGCCGUCCCAUCUUGCUUUCUUGGCUUGAUUCUGGAGAACUGUGAGCUUCCAUAUUCAAAUCAUGGACACGUUAUUCUUGGAGAUCCUUCUCCUAUAUUAUUCUACCCAGUCAGUACCAAUGAAAUUCAUUGUUUUGUUGAUGUUCCUGGCCAAAAGAUACCUUCCAUUGCUAAUGGUGAAAUGUCACAAUAUUUGAAAACUGUUGUGGCUCCUCAGUCUGAACUGCGUGCAGCUUUUAUAUGUGCAGUUGACAAAGGAAGUAUAAGAACAAUGACAAAUAGAAGCAUGCCUGCCUCUCCCUCUCCUACCUCAGUUGCACUUCUAUUAGGGGAUGCAUUCAACGUGCAACAUCCUUUAACUAGAGGAGGAAUGAUUGUGACACUCUGAUAUUUUUGUGCUACGAGAUUUUCUUAGACCUCUACAAGAUAUAAAUGAUGCAAACUCCCUUUGCAAAUAUCUUGAACCGUUUCCAUUCUG